AGCCCGAGAGGGACACGAUCGAGGCUAUAACUCCCCGCAGCAGCCGAGAGCGGAGAAGGCAGAGAGGCGCUCAGCGGGGUUCGAACUUGUGCAGGAGAGAAUCGAAUUUCUUUUGAGACGGGGUGGAAGGAAACGCAGCAACAGAAAGUCCCGCAAGAUCCAGCGUGCAGUCUCUUCGCCGCCGCCAAGUAGAAGAGGGAGGCAGGGGGCUGCAGAAACCGCAACAGUUUUGCAGAGAUCCUCCACCCUUUCCCCGGUCCGUGUGAGAGAGUAGCCUAACUGUUAGGGCAGGAGCAUCAGCAACAUGUCCGGGUGCGUGCUGAGCCUUCUCGUGCUGCUCUGCAGCUGGAGCCUGAGUGACUUGCUGGUGGAAGCUUGUACCUGCGUCCCAAUUCACCCUCAGGAUGCUUUCUGCAACUCUGACAUUGUCAUCCGAGCCAAGGUUGUGGGCAAGAAGCUUAUGAAAGAUGGACCUUUUGGGACGAUGCAAUAUACUGUCAAACAAAUGAAGAUGUACAGGGGUUUUGACAAGAUGCCACAUGUUCAAUAUAUCUACACAGAGGCCUCUGAAAGCCUUUGCGGGGUCAAGCUAGAGGUCAACAAGUACCAGUAUUUGAUUACAGGCCGAGUUUAUGAUGGAAAGGUUUACACUGGACUGUGUAACCUGAAUGAGAAGUGGGAUCGACUGACUCUCUCCCAGCGCAAAGGACUCAACCAUCGUUACCACCUCGGUUGUGGCUGCAAGAUUAAGCCCUGCUACUACCUUCCGUGCUUUGUGACCUCCAAGAAUGAGUGCCUGUGGACAGACAUGCUUUCCAGCUUCGGCCAGCCAGGGUACCAGUCAAAGCAUUAUGCCUGCAUCAAGCAGAAGGAAGGCUACUGCAGCUGGUACAGAGGAUGGGCACCUCCUGAUAAAACAACCAUCAAUGCCACAGACCCCUGAACACCCCCUUUUCUUUGUUCCUUCCCUCCCAUGCGGCCGAGCAUUCUUUGGACACUAACUCAUAUCAGAUCAUGAUGACAACCAUGAUAUUAGUGCCUGUUUCUUGCGAAUUUUAGCACUUCGAACUUUGGUGUUUGUUUGUUUUUUAAAAAAAACUAUGCUGUCUUAACUGAUUAUCUUUUUUGUUUUAAAUCACUUAAAAACAACAACACAAUUGCUAUCACCCAUUUUUGGUCAGAAGAGAUUUAUCUGGGAACUUCUAUUUGCACACCAGAUAAAUAAGGGAGCUUUGGCUCUCAGUUAUAUAUCACUCUCUAUAUAGCAAUAUAAUCUAUAUUUUUGUAGGAAAACAAAAAUCUCAAAAAUUUCCCAGAUGGGUAUUGCAUCACAAUUCCAGCCCCCUCCCCAAGCUGCUUCUUCACCCACACAUUCAGUCCUCAGACCAUGUAGAUACUCUUUUUAAAAAAAUAAAAAUAAAAAAUGCAACCAGUUAGGAUUAACAAUGUGAGCAAAUUUAAGCCGCACACCGGAUGGAUGAAAAGAAAGUGAUGAUGUUUGAAGUGGAUGGGGCACUGUGGGGGAUUCAGCUGUCAUGUGCAUUAAAAAGCACUACAUCAAAAUGCCUGUCUCGUUUGAAAUGUGAAUGUAAAAGCCCCACUGUAGUUCUGGGUUGUGCAAGAGCAUAAAUGACAGCUUUUAAAAAUCAACACCGAUUAAUGGGAGCAAAUCCCUCUUCUAAGCACGGAGCAAACAAGUUCAGAACCAAAUCAACAGGCUUCGAAGAGGCCUUUUCAACAUAAACUCCUAAUACAUGGAAAUGUAUCAAUACAAACUAAAACAAAUAAAUACACUUAAAGAUACUUGGAAAGAGAGGCAAAGGGAAGUCUGGAGAAAAGGAAAACAAAUUAAUUAAGGCUAUUGGCGUUAAGAAAUUAGAUGCCAAAACACUGCUUUUUUUGAAUGGAAAUGUAUAUAGAUAUGAUGAUAUAAGCUAUUUUUGACAGGACAUGGAAUUGUUUCAUGCUAUAAGCAAUGAAAAGUUUGAAUCUUCACAUUCCAAGUCACUGGAUACUAUUUUAUUUUUAUUU
Molecule: messenger RNA, 2031 nt
Organism: Lacerta agilis (Sand lizard)
Lineage: Eukaryota; Metazoa; Chordata; Lepidosauria; Squamata; Lacertidae
Gene: TIMP3
Product: TIMP metallopeptidase inhibitor 3
Exons: 5
Coding region: 305-943 (212 amino acids)
Biological process (GO): negative regulation of membrane protein ectodomain proteolysis; negative regulation of endopeptidase activity
Cellular component (GO): extracellular matrix
Molecular function (GO): metalloendopeptidase inhibitor activity; protease binding
Source: RefSeq, a predicted model, not a curated record